This is a messenger RNA of Paramecium sonneborni, 3870 nucleotides long. The record is from the annotation of a GenBank genome assembly. Lineage: Eukaryota; Ciliophora; Oligohymenophorea; Peniculida; Parameciidae.
AUUUAAUUGAAUUAUAAUGUCUCAACCAGAAAAUAAGUAACCGAAACCAUUGAAGGAAGUCUUGGGAUUAAAAUAUGUCUUUGGUUUUAGAGGUGACAUCAAAAACUCAAUCCUGUAAGGAACAUAGACAAAUGUUUAAGAGAAAUCAACUAAAACUAAAUUCAUAUAUCCAGCAGCAAAUAAUAUAGUUAUUUUUGAUCCUAUAGCUGAUAAGAAUAAAUCAUAAGAAAUAAUUUAAACAGUUUUAGGCAGCAAAGGUGUAACUUGUUUAAAUAUUUCUUUAUCAAGAAGGUAGAUUCAAAAUUAUAUUUAGAUAUGUUGCAUGGUCAGAAGAGAGUGAUGCAGGAAUAAUAGUAAUAUUAGAUUUAAACACUCGGAAAACUAAAAUAUUGAGUACAACAGAUUGCAAAUCACGAUAUUAUGUGAGUCUAGAUUUUUCAAGGACAGAAGAAUCUAAAUAUUUAGUAGCAUUAAGUGCACCACCAGAAUAAAUGCUAAUACAUUGGGCAUGGGAUAAAUCAAAGUGUCUAGGAAGCACUAUUAUAAAUGCAAAAGGAGAUUCUAUUAAAUUCCAUCAAGUUUUUUAUCAUCCAAAAGAAGAUGAUUUUGUUUGCGUCAUGGGUAAUGGAGCUAUUAAACCUUAUAAAUUAAUUCCAGAUAACCCUCCAAAACCAAAAGAUUCACCUUUCUAAAAAAAGAAAGAAGUAUUUAUUUCCAAUAUCUUAUCAGGAAACUCAUUCAACAAAUUUUCUUUCUUAUUGUAUCUUAAGUGAUGGUAAAACAAUGGUUGUAGGAACUGAUAGAGGAGAAGUGUUAUAUUUUAAUGAAAAUUGUGAAUUUAAAUUAGUUCUUUCUCCUCUUUAGAAUUAGAAUUAAUAGUCAAUAGAUGGAUUUCCUAUAGAAUGUAUAGUGAAAUAUUCUAAUGGAUUUAUUGUAGGUGGAAGUGAUGGCAUGAUUUAUAUAUAUAGAAAACAUGAAGGCGAUUUGAAAAAUCCUUAUGUAAGAAUAGAUAAGAGAAUUUAAAAUAAAUUCAUAAACGCAAAGAUAACAAGUUUAUGCCUUACAAAUUAAGAGGAUAAUCUUAUAUUUGGAGUUGAAUCUGGUUAAAUAUAUAGCAUUCCUUUUAGUGCAGAUAGAGAAGUAGCAAAUGAAGAUGAAAUUAAAUUUGAUCAUUUGAUAGCACCAUUUCAUAGUGGACCAAUUACAGGUCUAGAUGUUUGUACAAGAAAGUCUUUAGUUGUUACAGUAUCAGAUGAUCGUACUAUUAGAAUUUGGAAUUUUAAUGAAUUAAUAUUGGAAGUGAUGAAAGUAUUUGAGGAUGAAACACCUUUAACUGUAGCAAUUCAUCCAUCUGGAUUUCAUUUAAUAGUUUCAUUUUCUGAUAAGAUUACAUUGUACAAUUUAUUUGAAAAAGAUUUAAACUUUUUUAAAGAUAUUCAUAUAAAGAAUUGUUAGUAAAUAAAAUUUGCACAUGGAGGUCAUUUAUUUGCAGUAGCUAAUUAAAACUUAGUUUAAAUAUAUUAAUUUUACACGGGUGAGAAUCCUUAAAAUUAUAUAUUUAAAUAAUCAACUGGUAAUAUUUCAACUAUAGAAUGGGAUAUCGAUGAUUUAGGAUUCUAUACUGGAAGUGAUAAUGGUUUUGUACUUUAUUGGAGAUUAGAAGAUAAUUAAAAUAAAUUAUAAUUGGCUAUGAUUCAAUCUUAACCAAUUGAAUGUAUUUGUACACCAAAAACAUAUGCUAAUAUUGAAUUAUAAAAAGUAUAUAUAGCAGGUCCAUAUGAUGGUUAAUAUUGUAUAUAUGAAUCUCAACAUCAUACAAAAAUUCAUAAGGAAGCUACUGAAGGUACAAAGAAAGAAAUUCCACUCUAUCCAAUACAAACUGGAUGUAGAAUAAGCAAGAUGGCAAUUUUUAAUAGUGAAAAGAUUAUGUUAUUUGCUACUUGCCAAUUAGCUAAUUCAACUGAAUUUACUUAGAAAUAAAACAUUAAGAAUAUGAAAUUUGAACCUGGUGGUUUAAGAUUUGCUAAAUAUCCUUUAGCUCCUGAAGAGAUUGUUGAAAUUUAACCACACAUUAAAGGAAUUACAUAAAUGAAAGUUUCUUAUGAUGAUUCAUAUGUUUUUACUGCUUCAUAUGAUAAUUCAUUGAUUAUCUAUGAUGUUAAAGAUUAAAGUUCGAAAAUUGAAUUUAAAGAUGGUGGAUAAGCGUAUGGUGUAUAAGCUUAUGCUGAUGAAUUUUUAAUGCAAAGAGAUAAGUAUAAAAAGAAGAUUGCUAAAAUUGAAGAUUUAAAAUAAAAAAUUAAAGAACAUGAUAUUAAUCAAAAGAUUAAGUAGAAUAUGUAUACUAAAGAAAAAGAUGAACUUAUUAGAAAGUUGGAGGAAUAAAUUGAUUAGUUAGAAAAAAAAGAAAAAGCAAAAAUUUAGGAAUUAGAAAAUGAUAUUAAUAAAUUAGAUAGUGAUUUUAAAGAUGAAAAGAAAUAACUUAAUGAAAAUCAUGAAAAAAAUAAAAAAACUACAGAAAAUGAUUUCAAAUAAAAAAUGGCAUUAGAAUCUUAAAGAUUAGAAGAAUUAACUAAAGAAAAAUAAUUAAAACUUCUUGAAUUCCAAAAAUACAUUAAGGAAUAAAAGGAUAAGAGUACAGAAACUAAAAAUGAAAAAAAAAGAGAAUAUGAGAAAUAAUUAAAAAAAGAAUAAGAAUUGUAUGAAUAAUUAUAAAAAGAUAAGGAAGAAAAUUAAAGGAGAUUUAUUGAGGAGAGAAAUAAGUUAGAAGAUGAUGCAGAGAAGGAAAUAGAUAAGAAGAAAGAGAUUAAUGAGGCUGAAAUGAAAAAAUUAUCAGAUGAAUUAGAUAAAGCAGAAUUAGAAAAACGAACUAAAAAAACUGAGUUUGAUAAUGUUUAAUCAAAUUUAGAAUAGGCUAAUUCUAAAGUUAAAGAGAUUAUGGAAGAUAUUGCAUAAAAUUAGGAAUUAAAUAGAUAAUAUUAAAAGGAAAAAGAGAGUCAUGAUAAAGAAAUUAAAGAAAGAGAUAAAACAAUAUAGGAUAAAUAAAAACGUAUAUAUGAGUUAAAGAAAAAGACUUAGGAAUUAGAAAAGUUUAAAUUUGUCUUAGAUUACAAGAUUAAAGAAUUGAAAAGAGACAUUGGACCAAGAGAGGAGGAAAUUACAAAAAUGAAAGAAUAAAUUACUAAUAUGAAUACAGAAAUAUUGCAUUUUAAAAAGGUUAAUGCAAAUCUAGGAUUAAUUGUAACUGAUUUAAAUUUGAGACAAGCAGGUAUGAAAUAGGAGAUAGAGAAUCAAUAAUAAGUAAUAGAGAGUAAUUCUUAAUAUAUAAAAGCAUUUGAAUAUGAUAUUUCUGAGACUCAUGCACAUUUAAAUGUAAUAUAUGAUAAUAAUUAUUUAGGAUUUUAAGAGACUUAAAUCUGAUAUGCUUAAGUUAUUUAAUAAAUAUGUAUAAAGUGUAGUUUCUAAGAAGAAAUUUGAAAAUGUUGAUGUGUAAAAGGAAUUCAUAAAAGAAAGAGCCCAUUUAGAAACGACAAAUAAAGGAUUGAAGGAAAAGUUUUCAAAGAAAUUAAGAGUUCAUAAAUAAGAUAAUAAUAGAAUUAUGAGUUAGAAUGUAGAUUUGAUUAGUGAGAUUAAUGAUUUAAGAAGAGAGAUUAAAUUAUUGUAAGAUGAAGAAGAUUUGAAGUGUCGUUAAAUUGAAUAGAUGAAUGAUUAACCAGAAGAGAGAGAGCUUGAUUAAUAGAUAGAGGAGGAGGAAAUAGAAAUUAAUUAAUUGAGAGAGAAAUUGUAAUUUCUUAAAGAAGCAGUUUAAUAGAGAAGAUUAUAAUAGAACAUUAAUUCUGAUAGUGAUCAUUAGGGAAAUGAAUAAGAAUGAAC